AUUUUCGGAUGCCCUGGCCUGUUUUCAUUUUCUUUGCUGUGUAUCCUUCCUUUCUUUUGUUUGUUAACCUAAAAAUAGGCUGAUUGUUCUGGGGGAAAAGGCUUGGAAGACAUUCUGAAAGUCCCAAACGAAUCAAAAGGCUGCAUGAAUAAACCGGAGCUGAAGACUCGAUUAGAUACAUUUAUUCAUGUUACCCUCUGGAAAUUGACGGGCUUGGAGUUUUGUUGUUCCCAGCUGAUGAGAUAUACCCUGUGGCGGAGGGAGGAGAAAACAGUCAGUCUUUGUAGGCGGAGCUUGAAUGUCCCGAGACAGAGUUCAUCUAAUGACAUUUUCACAUCACACAGCCGCUCACGUUUUUUCCGUUAGCUCAUCUUCUCCUUGACCGCAUCACAAAUAGAUUCAAUGAAGACGGCGCAGCUCUUUUCUUUAUUCCUUGAGAGCGCGCAGAGCGGCGUCUUGUUUCUCUCUUUGGCAAAACUCUGGCCAAGACCAACUGCGAAAGUCAAUGCUCUCGAAAUUCGCCUGCCUUUAGGAGUUUGCUUCCUCGUUUUUAUUUGUUUGCAUGCGUUACUAGUCAUGUGUGAGUCAGAUGAAGGGAGUGAGUUUGCCUACAUAAUGAAGUUGAUAGAAAAAGGCAAGGUUACCAUUAAGAAUAUUGAACGAGAGCUCAUCUGCCCGGCAUGCAAGGAGUUAUUUACUCAUCCACUGAUCCUCCCUUGUCAGCACAGUAUCUGUCACAAAUGUGUAAAGGAAAUUCUCUUCUUCACACUUGAGGAUUCUUUCACUGAUCUAGGCUCUGAAUCCUCCAAUCAAAGUAGCCCUCGUAUUCGAAUCCAUUCUCCUAGUUUGGAUAGAAUUGACAGGGUUAAUAGAUCAGGCUGGAAACGCAAUUCACUGACUCCUAGGACGACCAUUUUUCCUUGUCCUGGCUGCCGGCAUGAUGUGGAUCUGGGAGAACGUGGCAUCAAUGGCUUAUUUCGAAAUUUCACCCUGGAAACUAUUGUGGAAAGAUACAGGCAGGCAGCCAGGGCAGCCACUGCUAUCAUGUGUGAUGUCUGCAAACCUCCACCUCAAGAAUCUACAAAGAGUUGCAUGGACUGCAGUGCAAGCUAUUGCAAUGAAUGCUUCAAAAUACAUCAUCCUUGGGGAACUGUAAAAGCUCAGCAUGAGUAUGUAGGACCAACCACUAACUUCAGGCCCAAGAUCUUGAUGUGUCCAGAACAUGAAAUGGAGAGGGUAAACAUGUACUGUGAAAUUUGCAGAAGGCCUGUAUGUCAUCUUUGUAAAUUGGGUGGGUCUCAUGCAAAUCAUAGAGUAACAACCAUGAGCACUGCCUACAAAACUCUCAAGGAAAAACUUUCAAAGGACAUAGAAUACCUCAUUAGUAAGGAGAGCCAGGUGAAAGGUCAAAUUUCUGAACUGGGUCUUUUAAUGAAAGAAACAGAGUGCAAUGGUGAGAGAGCUAAAGAAGAAGCAUCUAAUAACUUUGACAAGCUGUUUGAUGUUUUGGAAGAGAGGAGAUCAGCUGCUCUGAGGGCAAUUGAGGCUUCCAAGAACUUAAGACUAGAGAGACUCCAAACCCAAAUAGAGGAAUAUCAAGGACUUCUGGAAAACAGUGGUCUUGUGGGAUAUGCUCAAGAAGUGCUUAAAGAAACAGACCAAUCUUGCUUUGUUCAAACAGCAAAACAGCUCCAUAUUAGAAUUCAAAAAGCUACUGAAUCUCUGAAGAGUUUCAGGCCAGCAGCUCAAACUUCUUUUGAAGAUUAUGUGAUUGAUAUAACAAAGCAAGAAGAGGUUCUUGGAGAUUUGUCCUUUUACUCCAGUGGUCUAGAUGUACCAGAGAUCAAUGAGGAGAAGAGCAGAAUGUAUAAUAAAGCUUUGAUCUGUUGGGAACAUCUAGUGAAGGAAGAUUCAGCUGAUACCUAUAUCCUUGAAUACCGUAAACUUAAUAGAGAAGAGGAGAAUGCAACAUGGCAAGAGAUUGAAGCCUGCAGCAAGAGUAAAGUAAUCUCUGACCUUGAAAAUAACAGCAGCUAUGCCUUUAGAGUCAGAGGAUAUAAAGGAUCUAUCUGUAGCCCCUGGAGCAGGGAAGUUAUUUUACACACACCUGCAGCUCCAGUCUUUAGUUUUCUUUUUGAUGAUAAAUGUGGCUACAACAGUGAACGUCUCAUGCUGAAUCCAAGGAGAACCUCUGUGGAAAGUAGGGCUGGAUUUCCUUUGCUGCUAGGGGCUGAACGUAUCCAAGCAGGGUGUUACACAACUCUGGACUACAUCAUCGGAGAUACUGGAAUCACAAAAGGGAAGCACUUCUGGGCUUUUCAUGUGGAAUCUUAUUCAUUCUUGGUGAAAGUGGGAGUUGCAUCUAACACUAAACUACAAGAAUGGCUCCAUAAUCCCCGUGAUGUAACCAGCCCAAGAUAUGAACAAGACAGCGGUCAUGAUAGUGGGAGUGAAGAUACCUGCUUUGACUCAUCACAGCCGUUCACAUUGAUUACUUUAGGCAUGAAUAAAUUCUUUAUUCCCAAGGCACCUACUGCUCCCAAAGAUUCUGCAAAUAGAAUUCUUCCAAUGCCAUCUUGUAUAGGAAUCUGCCUUGACUGUGACAGAGGCAAAGUUGGAUUCUAUGAUGCAGACCACAUGAAAUGCCUCUAUGAGCGCCAGGUAGACUGCUCUGGUACAAUGUAUCCAGCAUUUGCAUUAAUGGGGAGUGCAGGAAUUCAUCUUGAGGAAGCCAUCACAGCAAAGUAUUUGGAAUAUCGAGAUGAUAUGUAGUGCAAAUAUCUACUGGUACUGUUUUUGAGAUGAAAAAUGUGAGCAGAAGGAUCUGCCGUAGCGUUAAGUCUUGAUCAAUUACAUCAUAUCUCCCAAGUGCUUUUGCUGCACUCAUGCUUUUGGGUCAUUUUUUAAUCACAGAAACAAAACUUGUUGUCCAACCUCUUCCACCUUUUUAUCGACUUAUAGUGCCCAUGAGGACAUUCUUCCAGUCGCUCUUCUGCCUUUCUUUCUUUGUGUGGUGAAACUUGCUCUUCAGAGUUUGAUUAGCAACCUAAUUGUCUGUCUUGAGCUGGAAACCUGUUUGUUAUAUAAUUUAUAUCCUUACUUAGCUGGCUCUGCUGGUUUCAUUUUUUUUUUUUUUUUAAAUGGAGUCAGGGCCCACAUAAUAGUGCAUUUAUUGUGAUUAUCUUUUGUGUGUCCUUUUAUUUUAAAAGAAGUUUGUCUGAAUGCAUUUGAGUGAUCAGCAUUUUUGUAACUGACUCAUGAGCACCAGUGAGAGAGAUUUUUCUAUGCUAAAUAAUGUUUGCACCAAUGGAAAAUGCAAAGCAGUAGGAAAUCAGAACUGCACUAAAUAGGUUAUAUUUGAUGUGUGGAGGGGAAUUAUUGUAUCUGAUAUACAUUUAGAUUGACUAUAAACUAAAAUUAUGACUUCCAGAAACUGGUGAAUAACUGUACAAGUGGUUAAUAACGAGGUUCUUAAAUGUCUUUACUAUCCCAGGUUUUUAGUAUGGACUGUGUAAAGUAUAUUUAAAAAAGUGCAAUUUGUCUUGAAUCAUUGGUCUUCAACAUCUAUCAAACUCGGUUAUCGGUAUGUAUAAUACUGGUUCCUGGUCUUUUGCUGGGCGAAAACAAAUAAAGAACUGACAGAAAUGAUAAAAUACAUUAACAACUUUUUAUUUAAAAAAAUUCAGGUCUUUCUGUUAAUAUAUGUUUUGUAAGUUUAACGUCUUCAAUAAAGGAUUGUUUUUAGUAAGAAUGUGUUAGAAAAAUGCACUGAUUACAUUUGAGACAUUCUUUGCCUUAAUGUGUUUGUUUAGCUCAAACAUUUUCUUGUUGUAUUAAAAUUUUCUAAUGUUGUGGUGUUUAUGUAUGUGCAAAAAUGGUUUAAGUAUGUGCACUGUUACCGUAGCUUAUAAGAAACAUCUAUCUCUAAAAUUGAAAAUACUCCUGAAAUAUAAGAUAUUUAAUAACUCA
This is a messenger RNA of Chelonoidis abingdonii (Abingdon island giant tortoise), 3969 nucleotides long. It is a transcript of the gene TRIM36, whose product is annotated as tripartite motif containing 36. Gene Ontology annotation, cellular component: acrosomal vesicle. Lineage: Eukaryota; Metazoa; Chordata; Testudines; Testudinidae. Gene Ontology annotation, molecular function: ubiquitin-protein transferase activity; zinc ion binding; protein binding. Gene Ontology annotation, biological process: acrosome reaction; spindle organization. The record is from RefSeq and is a predicted model, not a curated record.